GUAAACAUGAUGACACCGACCGAUAGCGAGCCAGACGAAGUCGACCAUCAGAAGCUCGUCGACGACUCGGCUAUCCUGGAAAUCAGCUCGUGCUCGCUCACGGAGAAGAGUGCCAAGCCAGAUGAUGCCGCCUCCAGCUACAGCACGUCCUUCGAAGGCUCCGUCGUCGCCUCACCGUCCAUCGAGAGCUUCUCGACCUUUCCGGAUCAGGAGACGUCAGAUUCCAACGUUGACCUGCGAGAUCUUCAAGUCAAAGUCGACAAUCCUCAGAAACAUGUCGAGACCCUCGAGACUUACGUUACGUUCCGAAUCACGACCAAAUCGACGAGACCCGAAUUCAAAGAAGGAGAAUUCAUCGUAAGGAAGCGUUAUAAUGAUUUUAAAUGGUUACGAGAGAAGUUGGUGGAAACUUAUCCAGCUCACAUAAUUCCACCUAUGCCAGGCAAACAUUUCCUUUUGGCGCUCGACCGUUAUUCCAAAGAAUUUAUACUGGUCCGAAUGAAGUUGUUACAUGUAUUUUUAAAUAGGAUUAUUAAUCAUCCUAUUCUGAGUUGUGACAAAAACUUGAACAUUUUUCUCACUGCCACUCAUGCUGAAUUUAUGGUUCACUGUAAAAGCCAAGCUCAGAAUAAAAUAACCGAUUCGCUGCAAAGUUUAAGUACUGGAGUCUUGAGACAGCCGUACAAAGAAUUUGAGCAAGCAAAAGAUUAUUGUGCGAUUUUAAGUGAAAAAUUAAAUACCAUUGACAAAAUAAGUCAGAGAAUACACAGAGAAAGACAAGAUUACACUGCAGAGUUACAUCAACUGCAUCCUGUAUUUACCCAGUGGUCAACUUCAGAACCAGAAUUGAAACAUAUUUUACAGGCUGUUGCCAGUGCGGUUGAAUCCAAUGCAAAAGCACAUCAAAAGUUAUUAGGUUCUAUUGUCAAUGAAGAAAGAGAAUACACUGCUUACGUUGAUGCUGUGAAAGAUGCAUUGAUUCGGAGGGAUGCAAUGCAAAUCGAAUAUGAGUUAGCAACUGAAGAAUUGACAAAAAGAAAAGCAGAAACAGAACAUUUGAAAGAAAGAACAAUCGUUGGUUCUGCAAGUAGAGGUUCGAGUCGUCGAGAAAAUUCAUUUUGGAAAACGGAAACAAAUGAUGAAAAAUUAGAUCGAUUAUCGCAAACUAUUCCUCGAAUUUCUAAAGUCGUUGAAGUCUUACAAGAUAGGCUGGAAUGUGCGAAUGAAAAUUUGCGGAGCGAUUUGGAGCGAUGGAAUGUCGAGAAACGGAAAGAUUUGAAAAAAAUACUUAUAUCAAUGGCCGACCAACAAAUUGCCCACUAUCAACAGUGUGCAGAUGCUUGGGAAGAGGCAUUGUCUGUGGCUAAAGUGAAUUCCAAAAUAUUUGUAUAAAUUU
Copidosoma floridanum is the source of this 1396-nucleotide messenger RNA. RefSeq names its product sorting nexin-7. Gene Ontology annotation, biological process: piecemeal microautophagy of the nucleus; endocytic recycling; reticulophagy. The record is from RefSeq and is a predicted model, not a curated record. NCBI's taxonomy places the organism in Eukaryota, Metazoa, Arthropoda, Insecta, Hymenoptera, Encyrtidae. Gene Ontology annotation, cellular component: early endosome; phagophore assembly site. Gene Ontology annotation, molecular function: phosphatidylinositol binding.